This is a messenger RNA of Penicillium verhagenii, 354 nucleotides long. Its product is annotated as Dabb family protein. The transcript is spliced from 3 exons. The record is from RefSeq and is a predicted model, not a curated record. Bases 1 to 354 code for a protein of 117 amino acids. NCBI's taxonomy places the organism in Eukaryota, Fungi, Ascomycota, Eurotiomycetes, Eurotiales, Aspergillaceae.
AUGACUCUCGUACAUAUCGUGUUGUUCAAGUUCCGAGCGGAUGUGGCGAAGGAGAUCAGAGAUAGAUUUCUCUUGGAGAUUAAAACACUCAAGUCAUUAAAGUGUGUGAAAGGCCAGCGGCUUAUUGUUGGAGGUCCUUCGAUUACCGAACCGGCCGAAAAAAGCAAAGGGUUUCAGUACGGUCUUGUGAGUUACCAUGAAGACCGGGCAGCGCUGGAUGCAUACCAAGCAAGCCACGAACAUGAAAGCGUAACCACUACAUAUUUCAUUCCAUAUAAAGAAGAUCUGGUUCGAUUUGACUUUGAGGUUGAGGAAGCGGAUGAGUCGCUGCUUGGGUUUGGAGGACUUUUCUAA